CGUUUUGGGGUUUGUGCUGAAAAUGCGACAAGACGAGCCGAAUAGUUGACUGGAAAAUAAUCGACAUUUGUUCAGAGAAUAAAUAGGCUUCAAAAGCUGGGAAGUCGGGUCAUGGAAACCCCCAGGAGGAGGAAGAGAAGGACGCAGGCGGUGAGAUGGAAGUUACUGAGGAGCUCGCUGCUGCUUUGUUUAUUCACAGGAGGUACUGAAGCCCAGUGUGAAGGCUGUAUAGAGUACUGCUGCGAUGGAUCGCCACCGUUCUGCUGCUCCUACUACGCCUACGUGGGCGACGUCCUCUCGGGCACUGCGAUCUCCGGUAUCGUGUUCGGCGUGGUGUUUCUGAUGGGGGCGGUGGCGGCCUUGUUCCUGUGUGUGUGUAUGUGCAUGAAGAACGGGAGGGGAGCCAGGGUCGGUGUUUUCAGCACCUCCUACAUCAACACUGUGACCCAGGGAUACCCAGGUCCUCCUCCUCCGUACCCCUACGACUACGAGAUGUACCCGCCCUCUUUGCACCCACCACCUUACACCCCGACUCAGCCCCAGCCGGCCAACUACUCCCCGCCUCCUCCGUACCCUGGCUCCACCCGCAAGUGAAUCCCAGGAGCCCAGAUCAUCUACCCGGACCGUCUAAAGGAAGCUCUGAUGGCGUGGUUUUGAUUGUUGCUAAAUGGGUUAAAGACAGUUUAGAGGGUCCGUAACAAAAAAAAGAAAAGGUGGGCCAGUGCAAUAUGUUUCAGCAGGCAGACUCCCAGCGUUUACAGGGUGUAAAUGUCACUGUAUUUUUUCUGCAUGGCGGUUAAGUCUAGACUGACUGCUGUGAGUGUGUGUGUGUGUGUGUGUGUGGGGGGGGGAGGGAGCAUAAUCCCCACCAUGGUGGUUAAGAGAGCACCCAAACAUGUCCACAUUCUGGAAGAAAGUUGUUAGCAGCCUGCAGCUAGUACUUUCACUUGCUAAUAACAUCCCAAUAUCCUCGCCGUCCCCGCCUGUGCACAUCAAAGGCACCACGCCGCUUUGAUGGAGGUGAAGACCGUUUCUGUCAGCGUGGAGAGGAACCAUACAUCACUGGAGGAGAGGAGUCGUCCCAGGACACACUGUCCACUCUGCUUUGAUUGGAAAGUUAAAAAAAACUGGAGUUCUGCGAGUGGCUCAGGGUGGAAGUGGAUGACUAACGCUGUGUCCAAACACGUCGGGUCUGGACCUGUCGCACGGAGACUUGAAUAUAAAUGAAUCAUAACACUGACUUUAAGGACGAGUAGAAAUUAUGGUUCAAAUCUGUAUUGAACUAUUCUUUCUUUUUUUUUUUUACCUUACUUGAAACGAUACAUUGAGUGAGAAUUAAACUCAUUUUGCCUACAGCUGAACGAGAACGUUUGUUUUUCAACACAAUGGAAGUGAAGCAUCAGAUGAAAUGCUAUUUAAGGAUUGAUAAAACGUUGAUUAUAGAAAAGGGAAUAAAUCCAACUAGGAUUAGAGCCAUGUCUGAACAUUCAUACAAGUUAUGUUACUUU
Messenger RNA from Labrus mixtus (cuckoo wrasse), 1508 nucleotides. RefSeq names its product cysteine/tyrosine-rich 1 (gene cyyr1). NCBI's taxonomy places the organism in Eukaryota, Metazoa, Chordata, Actinopteri, Labriformes, Labridae. The coding region runs from base 112 to 594 and encodes 160 amino acids. The transcript is spliced from 4 exons. The record is from RefSeq and is a predicted model, not a curated record.